Molecule: messenger RNA, 3147 nt
Organism: Oryzias latipes (Japanese medaka)
Lineage: Eukaryota; Metazoa; Chordata; Actinopteri; Beloniformes; Adrianichthyidae
Biological process (GO): regulation of gene expression
Cellular component (GO): nucleus
Source: RefSeq, a predicted model, not a curated record
CUAGCUGCUGCUGCUGAAGAAAUCUUCCGACUCUGUGAAGGAACCAUCGUCCAGUACGAGGAGGAGCUCUUGUCGUCAGCGCAGACUGCUGGAUGUCAUCUGGAAACCACAGCUUCAACUCCACGACAUAGUCCUCCCACGGCAUUGGAUGACUGAAGAGGUGGAUCUGGAGCAGGAGGAUCCCAAAUCUCCACAGAUUAAAGAGGAGCAGGAAGAACCAGAACCUACACAGAUUAAAGAGGAGCAGGAAGAACCAGAACCUACACAGAUUAAAGAGGAGCAGGAAGAACCAGAACCUACACAGAUUAAAGAGGAGCAGGAAGAACCAGAACCUGAGACUGAAGAAAAGCAAAAAGGACUCUUCAUUUGUCACUAUGAGGAGCAGCUUGAUCUGAAGCAGGAGACUGAUACCUUUAUUGGGAUUCCUCCAUAUGAGGAAGAUGAUAACAGUGAAGCAGAUCUAAACAAUCAGCAGAGCUUUAAUGUAAAUGAUAGUCAGGAUGAAGAAGGAAACCAACAUGAAGAAUCAACAUCAACUACAGAUGAAGAGACAGACCCACAGAACAGAGAUCAGAGGAAGAGAAGAGACAGAAGUCAUGUCCAAAGUGUGGAUAGCUCUUACAAGUCAGAAAGUCAGUGUGACUCUGUUGUUAGAAAAAAUGUAAAGAAAGUAACUUUGGUAAAGAAAUGCAAACAAUCUCCAAAAGAGAAGAGACUUUCCUCAGUAGAGUAUGGUAAAAGAACGAGAAUUGCUCACGAUGUCUCUGUCCACAUGAGAGCUGAGUCUGAUGAAGUACCUUAUGUCUGUAAGAAAUGUGCUCAAAGUUUUGAUUAUAAGUCUCAGUUCAGAACUCACAUGAGAACUCAUACAAGACAGAAGCCUUUUUCUUGUAAAGAAUGUGAUAAAUGUUUCUUGCAAUUAUGUAGUCUUCAAGCACACAUGAGAACUCAUACAGGUGAGCUUCUUUCUUGUAAAGAAUGCGAUAAACGUUUUGUGCAAUUAACUAGUCUCAAAGCACACAUGAGAACUCAUACAGGGGAGCUUUUUUUUUGUAAAGAAUGUGACAAAAGUUUUAAUCAAAUGGCUGGUCUCACAAGACACAUGAGUAUCCAUACAGGACAGAAGCCUUUUUCUUGUGAAGAAUGUGGCACAGGAUUUAGUCAAAUGUAUCAUCUUAAAAAACACAUGAGAAUUCACACAGGAGAAAAGCUUUUUUCCUGCAAAGAAUGCGAUGCAAGUUUUACUGAAAAAUAUAAUCUCGAUACACACAUGAGAAUUCACACAGGAGAAAAUCCAUUUUCUUGUAAAGAGUGUGAUAGGAGUUUUAAUCAAAUAUCUAAUCUAAAAACACACAUGAGAACUCAUACUCAUACACUAGGUGAGCGUUUUCCUUGUAAAGAAUGUGACAAAAGUUUUAAUCAUAAGGCUAAUCUCAAAAGACACAUGAGUGUCCAUACAGGACAGAAGCCUCUUUCUUGUGGAGAAUGUGGCACAAGUUAUAGCCAAAUAUAUCUUCUCCACAAACACAUGAGAACUCACACAGAAGGUAAGCCUUUUUCCUGUAAAGAAUGCGAUAAAAGUUUUACUGAAAUAUAUAAUCUCAAUACACACAUGAGAACUCAUACAGGAGAGAAGCCUUUUUCUUGUAAAGAGUGUGAUAGAAGCUUUAAUCAAAUAUCUAAUCUAAAAACACACAUGAGAACUCAUACAGGAGAGAAGCCUUUUUCUUGUGAAGUAUGUGAUAAAUGUUAUGUUUCUAAACAUAACCUUCAAACACACAUGAAAAGUCACACAAGAAAGACGCCUAAAUGUGAUAAAGAAUGCGAUAAAUAAUUUAGUAAAAAUUAUCCUCCCAAAAAAUUAAGGGAAACUCACACCAGAAGUCUCAUGUGGAAAGAUGGAGAAGCGUUUAAAUUGGAAGUAAAUGUUUGUGAAAAGGUUUGCUUUUUUUAAGAAAAUGGCUGUAAUUUAACACAGAAAAUGAAUUUUGAAAAACAUUUUUUUACUUUUUUUUGUUGUUUGUAUUUUACAUUUAAUAGUAACCUAAAUUUUUACGUCUCAGGAAGUAAGAAUAUAAAGUAAGACCUGUAGAAAGAGCUUCUUCAUUUCCUGGAAGCACCAUGGUGCUCAUGUUGUCUUCUUUUUAGUUUAAAGGAAGGUAGGGCUAUCUGACACUUGUUAAAAAGCAGAAGACCUGCUUAUUUCCUCUGGAUAGGACACUUUUCCAUCUCCACUCUGGGUUGUGUUGAGAAAUGUCUUUAGAUCUGUAAGUUUAAAUCCUAUCAUACCAAAUCACAGUUUUUAAAAAUGCUGAUUGUUUUUAACCUUUUCUUUUAUGCGUAUUGUUAGGAAUAAUUAGAAAUAGAAUAGUUAGAAACUCCCUUUUUACUAUUAUUUUAUUACACUAAUGGUUUAAACUUAAUUCACUGAGCAUGUAUUAUCAUCUCAAAAUUAUAUUGCAUCCUAAGACAGCACAACCAAGCCAUUGUCCUCACAGUUUCUCCUCAUCAUCCCUUUUUACUUUUUGUGUGUUCUGGUGUUUGUGCUCUGGCAAAUGUCUGUGGGAACAUCAGAGAGAUCUGACACUUGAAGCUGUAUGACCUUCAAGUAUCCAGCCUGCAACAGCAUGUGGGUGGGUUUUUCACACCAUAGAUCCUCAGACCAUCUUCUGAAUAUGUAAAUGCCAGGUAUAUAUACCAAGCCCUUUUCUAAAUGUUUUUGUUCAGACCUUGUGAUCCUGUUCCUCUGUCUGUAACCCUGCGUACAAAUCUAUGCUGUUUUGUGCGGAGUAAAUCUUCACUGAAGCUAAGUAACUGUCUCUGAGUCUCAUUCAUUCAUUUCUGUGUGUUGGAAACUGAAGGGGAACAAACCAACCUAAUAUUUUAGUUUUUUAGUUGAUAUAAUUGUUAACACCAUAUGCUUUGUUUUUAUUCAAUUAAGUCUGCACCCACUCACAUCAGCUUGAAAACAAACUCCAGCUUUGAAUUCACCUUCCUGGGAACCAAAGGCCUCAUGCAACUAUGAGGAGAGGCUGAACUCUUGUAUGUGUUCCAAACCAGCAUUACUGUGUUUUUCAAAUGCACCUUCAUUGUUCAGAUCAAAUGCAACUGUUGUGUUUUUCCUCCUUGCUUGCAAUUAAAAACCUA